Molecule: messenger RNA, 399 nt
Organism: Periconia digitata
Lineage: Eukaryota; Fungi; Ascomycota; Dothideomycetes; Pleosporales; Periconiaceae
Source: the annotation of a GenBank genome assembly
CGAUGCGUGUGAUGGUCGGGAUAAUCGAGUCAGUAGGACAAGGCCAUCGACGUCUUGUGAAGUUGUUGGCGUUGCAGGGCGCCACACCGUUGCUGGGCCUCGACUGGUCGCGGGAGAAAAAGCCGCACUAGAAAAACAACGGGAGACUAAGGCAACGUCGACGCGCGCUUUUGAAUAAGUGCUAUUGGUCUGUUGUUGUAUAUGAAGCUCAAGGGACGCAAAUAAACAUUUUUGCUCUGCAUCGGUACGUAGUAGAUAAAGAGGCGAACAUGCUCUCUGUGAUUGCGCCUGCCAGACAGUACAUACAUGUAUGUGCGUACAAGCCACCAAAGCAGUCGAGAACAAGAAAAGGAAAGAAAAUGAUGAAUUUCAAAAAUUAUGUAUGCCCCAAAAAGUAAU